ACGCUUUGUUGCGCAUGCGCCAGUUGCCCUCCCUCGUACACUGUACGCAGAGUAAGGCGACCCAAGAGACAUAAACAAACUCAGCGAGUAAGCGCCCGCUCGAGUCGGGUACGGCCACGCGCUCUCGUUUCAGGAGCCUGUUCGUCUCUUCUCGUCUCCUUCUGCAACUGCGCGCCACCGCGAGCUCUUUUGAGCUUACAACGUCCCGAACCGUUUUUUGGAUGCCGGCAGCUGGUUAUAGCCACCAGUGAGGUCGCAGCCGUCGCCCCUUACUGUCCACCCUCCAGCGGUGCUUGGGCUGGGAAAGGCGGUGAGGGCCGUUAUCUCUCCAUAUUGGCUCUUCCUUCCCUUCCCUUUUCCUCCGCCCGUGAAUCAAACAGCAAAGAAAGAGGAAUGCUGUAUUGACCUCCCCACCCCCCGCGUUCCUAGCUUGGGGAAGGGGACACCCGAAACGUUGAGCUGGCGCAGAUUCAGAAGGCGCUGGAGGGGAGAGGAGACGGCGGUUUGCUCAGGACGCGCACUCGCCCUGUGGCUCCGGCCUCAUCGCUUUCCUGGGAAGUGACUUGGAGCAAGGCGGCCCCGUUAGCUUCUGUGCUUGCGAGGAAACAUCUUGAAGCACCAGACACCUCCAAUGUUAAAAUGGCCUCUGCGGUAAUUAGUUCAGUUCCUACUACUGCAUCUCGGUUUGCUCUUUUGCAAGUUGAUAGUGGCAGUGGAUCUGAUUCAGAAUCUGGAAAGGGAAGAAGUGGUCGGAGUGGUGGAAAGUCCCAAGCUUCAGGCAGCAAGUCAGCUACAAUUGAAAAGAAAAAAGAAAAGAGGAGAAAAAAGAAGGAACAGCAGCAGAGUGAAGCAAAUGAGCUCAGAAAUCUUGCUUUUAAGAAAAUUCCUCAGAAAAGUUCCCAUGGAGCCUCCUUGUCUCAGCAUGAGCAAACAUUAAACAAUUCAGCAAGAAAAGACUCUCAAGAAGAGAACUGGCAAGAGUGGAGACAAAGAGAUGAACAGUUGACUUCUGAAAUGUUUGAAGCCGAUCUUGAAAAAGCUUUACUUCUAAGCAAACUGGAAUAUGAAGAACAUAAAAAGGAAUAUGAAACUGUUGAAAGUGUUUCUCCUCCAUCAAAGACUGUACACAAGAAAGAAAAAAGAAGAAAUCAACAGGGAAAAGACAAACCUCUCACUGUGUCUUUAAAAGAGUUCCAGUCUGAUACAGAUCACCUUCCCAAAAAGCAGGAGGAAUUGAACUCCUCACAUGCUCUCUUGCACGAUGGUGAAUUCUUCAAUAGACUGGAAGAUGAUGUGCACAAAAUACUCAAUAGAGAGAAAAGAAGAGAGCAUAUCACAGAUAAUGGAAUGGAUAAUAGUACAUCAUGUGACCCCACACAUGAUUUUUUCUUAAAAGAUGGAAGAAUAGAGAGACUCAAGCUGGAACUUGAGAAGAAAGAUGCAGAAAUCCAACAAUUAAAGAGUGUAAUCACUCAAUGGGAGGCAAAGUAUAAGGAAGUAAAAGCACGAAAUGCACAGCUUUUGAAAAUGCUACAAGAAGGGGAAAUGAAGGAUAAAGCUGAAAUACUCCUUCAAGUUGAUGAAUCCCAGAGUAUUAAGAAUGAGCUGACCUUACAGGUUACCAGUCUCCAUGCUGCACUGGAACAAGAAAGAUCUAAAGUGAAAUUACUGCAAGCAGAGCUAACAAAGUAUCAGGCUGGAAGAAAAGGGAAAAGAAACUCAGAGUCUGAUCAGGGCAGGUGAUCAAAUUUCUACCAAAAUCAGAGCAAAAAAAAAGAUUUUUGAUCUUCAGGAGUUUUGCAGAAAUGUGUAUUUGUAUUACUGCUUAACUAUGCAGUUUUCUGGGAUUGGGAGUGAAGUUUAAUUGACUAACAUUCUGAAUAUUCAGUCUAUUGCACUUCUAGUAUAAAGAAGAGAAGCUGGAAACUAAUGUUACAGUGAUGCACAAACCUUGUUUGUGCUAAUUCUACAUCUAGUUUUUCAUCAGUCAAUAAACUUUGUCAUUUUUAUGA
This is a messenger RNA of Rhineura floridana, 2012 nucleotides long. RefSeq names its product G kinase anchoring protein 1 (gene GKAP1). The transcript has 12 exons. Gene Ontology annotation, cellular component: Golgi apparatus. The coding region runs from base 640 to 1743 and encodes 367 amino acids. The record is from RefSeq and is a predicted model, not a curated record. Lineage: Eukaryota; Metazoa; Chordata; Lepidosauria; Squamata; Rhineuridae. Gene Ontology annotation, biological process: signal transduction.